AUGACGGAUGAUGUAGAUGGACAUAUUCAUGAUAAAUUCGAAUUGCAGGUUUGUUUUUUUUUUUUGAGAAAUUUUUAUUUGUAAGAAAAAACAAUUGAGAAUUGUUAUCAUUUUUAUUGGAACAAUUGUUUUCCGAAAAAAACGGAAAUGAAUUUUUUUUUUUGGAAAACUUCCGAAAAAUAUUGUAAACACAUUUUGAAAUGAAGAGAGGGAGGUGUAUUUGAAAAAGGGAUACAUGAAUUCGCAAAAUAAUGAAUCGGACCAGGUUGAUCAAUUUAUUGUAGAAAUCUCGGACCUGAAUCAUACAAGAACUAAAUUUUCUUCUGAACUUUUGAACCGGACUAAUGUUUCGAAAAAGUGGAUUUCUCUCAAAAAAGAGCAUCAAAAUUUCCACCAGGUUUCUCCCAUUCAUAAUUUUGAUCGGAAAAAAUACGGUAUCCCCCCCCCCCUUCAUUUUUCCAAAGUGUUUUGUUCUCACGAUUCAAAAAAAAGCAAAAAAAAAAAUUAUGAAUCAUUCUGGAUAAUAACUUUAAUCCCCUCCAAGCCCACGCAAACUAACAAAUAAUAUUUUUUUUUCAUCUAGAAGCGACUUGGAAAAGGUGCCUAUGGAAUAGUGUGGAAAGCGGUUGAUAAAAGAACAAAAGAGGUUGUGGCGUUGAAGAAAAUCUUCGAUGCAUUUCGAAAUCCCACAGAUUCGCAGAGAACUUUUCGAGAGGUUAUGUUUUUACAAGAAUUUGGCAAACAUCCAAAUGUCAUCAAAUUGUAUAAUAUUUUUCGAGCGGAUAAUGAUAGGUGAGUUAGAGCGCACAUGCUCUUUUUGUCAUUUGAAAAACAUUGCGGGAAAUAUGUAUAUUUAAAAUUUGAAAACAUUUUCCAGGGAUAUUUAUCUAAUUUUCGAAUAUAUGGAAGCCGAUCUACACAAUGUUAUCAAAAAAGGAACAAUCUUGAAAGAUGUCCAUAAACAAUAUAUAAUGUGUCAAUUGUUUCGGGCUAUACGAUUUCUUCAUUCCGGAAAUGUUUUACAUCGGUAAGAAUAUAGUUAUUUCCUGUUGUUUUUAUGUCCUUUUCUUUUCUUCUUUCUUUUUUCUUCUAAUAAUAGCAAACUUUAGUCGAUAAUUAUAUAUGUGUGAAGGUUUGCAACAAAUGUAAAUAUGAAUGCAUGAAUUUUUAAAUGCCAGGUGACACCUUAUGGUUGGUUGAAUGAGGAAGCAGGCAUAAAGUAGAACCAGAAUUUUAUAUACGUGCUCAAAAAAAGAUGAUGAUGAUAUACAUAAAUCUAUUACUUAUUCCAGAGAUCUGAAACCCUCGAAUGUUUUGCUGGAUGCAGAUUGUCGUGUAAAGUUGGCAGAUUUUGGACUUGCUCGCUCUUUGAGUUCACUCGAAGAUUAUCCGGAAGGUCAAAAAAUGCCCGAAUUAACUGAAUAUGUGGCAACAAGAUGGUAUCGAAGUCCAGAAAUUUUGCUGGCAGCAAAAAGAUAUACGAAAGGUGUUGAUAUGUGGAGUUUAGGAUGUAUAUUAGCGGAAAUGCUGAUUGGAAGAGCAUUAUUUCCUGGUUCAUCAACAAUUAAUCAGAUUGAGCGGAUUAUGAAUACGAUAAGUAAGCCAACGAGGAAUGAUAUUACUAGUAUUGGGAGUUAUUAUGCGGCAUCGGUUUUGGAAAAAAUGCCGCAAAGACCGAGGAAACCAUUGGAUCUUAUAAUACCACAAGCAUCUGGAUCAGCAGUUGAUAUGAUUCAAAGGUAUGACAGAUUGAAUGGUCUUUGAGAAAAGCGUGAUUUUUCGUGUCAAAAUCUCAAUGAUGCUCUAAUUCGGAAAUUUGGGAAAAAAAUGAUUUUUUUUCGUUUAUUCCAGAAUUUGAAAAUUUUUUUAAAACAAAUUUAAAAGAAAUUUUCGGCGAGAAAACUGCCGAAUGUUCAUAAACAACCUCACUUCACAAAUUUCUAACUAACUUCCUUCCACCUUUUAUUUGUCUUACAGAUUGCUGUUAUUUGCCCCACAACGAAGAUUAACUGUAGAUCAAUGUUUAGUACAUCCCUAUGUUGUACAAUUCCAUAAUCCAUCUGAAGAACCAAUUUUACAAUACGAGGUUAAUUUACCAUUGCCUGAUCAUAUUCAAUUAACAAUUGAUGAUUAUCGAAAUCGUCUUUAUGAAAUGAUUGAUGAAAAGAAAACAAGACGAAUUCAACACGACAGAAUUAAAAUGGUAAAGUUUUUGAAGAGAAGAAAAAGGUUGGGGCAAGUGGUAAAAAAUCACGUAGAAUUUAGGGUAUUUCGAAAUAUGUACACAGUAAAGAAAUAUUUCUCAAAAAAAAAUUCAGAAAAAAAAAUCCAUUCACUUCAAGGGAAACUUGACAGUCAACUUUUUCUUUUAAAAAUUGAAUUCUUUCCCACUCAAAAUAUACAUUUUAAUUUCCAGGAAAAUGAUCGGAGCCGUGCUCCAAUUGCUCAAGCAGAAUGUAGUGAUACCGAUUAUGAUACGGCUAGAAGUUUAGCAAGAGCAACUAGUGUUGAUAAAAAUAGUAGUUCGCUAGAAAGUUCGAGUGGCACUUUGAGAGGUAAGCUUGUAUUAUUCAUUUGAAGGGAAUCAAUCAAUAAUUCUAGAACGUGCACAAUCAGCAGAUAGUCGAGCAUCUUCAAAAGAUUCGAAUGCAAAUUCAUCUUAUACAAAACAAAAUGGAACAUUUUCAAAUAAUUCGAGCACAAAACAAAGACGUCGUUCGAUUGAAAGAUCUCGUCUUUUUGCCAAUAUGAAGUCUUCAAAAAUUCUUCAUCCACACAAAUUAAUAUCAAAUUAUUAA
This is a messenger RNA of Caenorhabditis angaria, 2798 nucleotides long. NCBI's taxonomy places the organism in Eukaryota, Metazoa, Nematoda, Chromadorea, Rhabditida, Rhabditidae. The record is from the annotation of a GenBank genome assembly.